CUGCCGGAUAUAGGCUAAGGUUCGUCCUAAGUUACAUAAAAGUCUGAGGUGUUCGUUGUGUGAAGAAAUUGUCAUAGGAUAUUAAUACCAGUCAAAUUGCUUUAGGUUUGUGAUGGAUAUGAUUGAUAUACCAGUAACUUUGAUUGUGAAAGCUCCUAAUCAGCAAAUAGAAGAUCAGACAAUUCAUUGUGAGUUGAACUGGACUAUAAGAAAGCUUAAAGGCUAUCUGUCAGAAGUUUAUCCCAGUAAACCACGUACAGAAGACCAGAAGUUGAUAUAUUCUGGACAAUUAUUGCAUGAUAGUGUAACACUAAAAGAUAUUUUGCGUCGUUACGAAGGCCAAGAAACACACACUGUUCAUCUAGUUUGCACACCCUCAAGAGACUCAUUGCGACAUGCAAGUACAGUUGUAACAAAAGUGCCAUCAAGAAUGAGUGAAAGUGGACAGAUUUCUACAAAUCCUGCAGUAGAAAAUGUACGAAACCAAGAAACAGAGGUUCCAUCAGAUGGACUGAGGCAACGUCUAACUGCAUCACAACCUUCAGAGGCUCAGCAGUCAUCAUCACAGCCUUACAGUAGUACAGCAAAUGGCCAGUUUCCUCCCAUAGACCCCAGAACAUUCUGGGCUGGUGCUAUGACUGAUCCAUAUGCUACUACUCCAGGAUAUGACCCAAACAGUAUGUCACAACAGCUGUUAUGGAUGCAGCAGGCAUAUGCCCAAUAUGUUACACAGUAUAUGCAACUGAUGACUUCAGGUGGGCUUACUCAGAGUUGGUACCCCUCUGGUCAAACUACCAUUCCUGUAUCAGCACCCCAACAUGCUCCUGAACACACACAGGCACCUCCAGUCAAUCCUCGGGAACAGGCAGCUGUUCAGCCAAACAACAAUAUCAAUGUUGCAGAUGGCAUAGAAGAAGAAGAGGAAGGAAGGGGCAAUAGAGAUUGGCUGGACUGGUUCUAUACCAUGAGUAGAGUCAUGGUACUCUUCAGCAUAGUGUAUUUCUACUCGUCACCAGCUCGAUUCAUCAUAGUGUCUGCACUUGGACUCACAUUAUACCUGUAUCAGCUGGGCUUCUUCCGAGCCCAGCAGCUGCAGGCAGCAAGGAUAGUUGCAGAAAACAACAAUGAGGCUGUUGAUGAAAGAGGUGUGGUGGAGAACAACAACCUCCAAAACCAGAAUGAAGGAAUGGGAGCAAGAGCUGAGGUGCAAGGCCAGCAAAGACUCCCAAGAGAGGAGGGUAGUGGGGCAGAGGAGCCAGACCCAGAGCCAGACAGACCAUCUGUGUUUGCCAUUACCUGGACAAUUUUUACAAGCUUCUUUGCAUCUCUCAUUCCUGAGCAACCUGGAGCUCUCUAGAGCCUUUUCUUCCAUUGUAUCCUUUGUUUACAUUAGGCCAUCUCAGGAGUUCCACAAAAUAUUCUAUAAAGUUUGCAGGAUUUGCUUCUCUUUUGUAUGUAGCUUUCUCUCAGAAAUAAUAUUUCCAGACAUGAGAGAAGUAUUAGUGUUUCAUUUAUUUUUUUACAUCUGUAUUUUUGUUCUUGAGGAAUAGAAGCGCUUUUAGCUACUCGUACUUUUUUUUUAUUUUUUGUUGUUUUAUGGAGGAUCAUGAUAUUUAUAGAGCAAGUGAUUUUCAGAUGGCAGUGUUUUUUUGGAUAACAUAUUAAUGUUAAGUACAUCAUCUACUUAGUGUUUACUGUUGUACAGCCUUCCCAUUAAAGUAAUAUUUCAGGUUUCUUAUAGUACUCAGAAUACACUGUCCAGUCUGCUGCUUGCUUUUGUAUCAAGACUUUCUCCAAGAUUAUAAGCAUUAAUCACUUUCAUUUUGGUUUUGAUAUUUGAUAACCAAAUUAUGAUUCAACAGUGUAGUUCAUAACAUUUUUAAUUGUGACUGGAAUAUCAUAAGUGGUUUUAAAAUGAAAAAAAAUAUGCAGGUGGGCCAUUUAGUUUAGCUAAGUUAUACAUUUUUCAUUUUUGUUUCUUGUUAUCUCACCAGUUAAUCAUCUUCACAAGAAUUUCAUAAAUUUAUUUAUCUCAACUGAUACUGUUUCACGUAAGUUAAAUGUGAAGUUAUCAACAGUAAAUUGUUCAUUUGUUUUUCACUUUUUCCUCUUAGUUUACAGAAAGCAUUUGUUGAAACACUACGGAUUUUCUUGCACUAUUAUUCAGAGUAUUUGUUUCUUCCCAUCUUGUUCUUUUCUCUGUAUUUAAUAUUCAUGUAUAAGUGUAUAAUAUUACAUAUGUUACAUUUGUAGAUUUCAUGUAAAUGUUACACUUUUAACUACUGUAGAUCUUGAUGAUCUAGCUCUUUGACUUGUAUUUUAGUAAUACAUGGAUUGCUUAAAAACACCAAACAUCUUAGUACAUUACAUCCUGUAUUACAGUAAUGUCGCAUCGUACAAACACUCAUAGGUACCAAGUGUAGGAUAUUGUAAAAUAGUAUAUUUGAGCAUAUGUUACACAAUUCCAUCCAUAAAUGGAUAUAGUAAACAGAGUUUCCCAAUCGUUGAACUGCAAAAUGACAUGGUUUGUGUUUCUCUUGCCAGUGACCUGAGAAACUGGACACAAUUACCCCCCAAGCUAAGCAUACAGAUGGGCUGUGGGAUUUCAAAUAGUGGGUUUGUUUCAAGCCUAUUGUGAAGGAAUUAUUAUUUCUGCAAUAUUGAACAUUGACUCCAAGAUAUCAAAAUGCCCUUUUUUCAACUGCUUUACUUUGGUAUGACAGCUAAUAGAUGCUACCCAUAUGGACAGUUUUUUUUUAAUCCAUACACAUAUGUGUAUGUGCAUAGUACAUCUGAGGUUCCAGUGGAUUCUAGUAUUCAUGUACAGGGAUCAUCACAAUGGCCCAAGGGAUUAAUAUGUGUCAUCUUAAAGUAUGAGGGAAUAUGAGACUAAGAAUGCUCUGAGGAGAAUUUGAUUCUUACUUUCUCAAGGAUUGUGAGUACUGAUAUAUGCAUGGUGUAUUUAUUAAAGUUUUAAAACAGAACUUGAAAUUGUAAUAACUAUUAUAUUCAGCCCUACUGAUAGUUCAUUAAAAAGGCCAUCGUACCCUGUCUAGAUAAUUAUGCGUUGUCUCCAUAGCCAUGCAUCAAGAAUAAAACUAAUCAGACACAGAGGUAUUCAUUUCUUGUUAUAUAUUGAAGGUGAAUAUAAUUACAGUGUGCACCAGUAUCGUUUCCAUUUCAUAUCGGCUGUGACCGCCUUGAUGUUAACAAACAGAACUUCAAAAUCAAACUUGAUUUCCAUACUGGCAUUCAUAAACAUGCAGAAUUGUUUAUAUAAAAUGUAUAGCUGCUAUGGAUUCAGUUUGUAAAAUUGUAUACAAUUCUGAUAGCAUAUAUUUUUCUCCCCCAUAAAAGGAUUAAUAUACAAAAAUGCAUUUUGUCAUAUAAAGUACCAGGAUUCCACAAGAAAUUAAGCUUCCCUUUCCAAAGUCUUGAAGGGAAAGGAGCCAUCUGCAUCCCUUCCCACUUGAGGUUAAAACCAGUAUAUGAAAAUUGAUCAUAAUUAUUAGCGAUGUACUCCACCGACUUGCUGCAAAGUACUUUCACUGGUAUCUCGUAGGUGCCACGUGUAGCCUACACAGUCUGCUAAAUCACGAAUGGCAGCAGAACCACUUCAAAGAUUCUUCUUGUUUUGCAUAAAAGUGCUUGCUGUGUCCAUAGCCUAAGAGUUUGAAAGCAUAUAGGCAUGCAUGUUGGUGCAAAUGAAUUAAGAAAUAUGGCACACAGAUUUCUCUCCUGCGCAUGAUUUCACUACCAGAUUUUGUGAAUUUUAGACAAGUUUCGAACUUAAUGGGAAGACAUAGAUCAAAAAUGGAUUCAGUGCACUUGUCAUAUAUAAUGCUUGCUCUUUCAGUCUGGUCUACUGGAAGGAAACAAUCAUGAAUGCAUGAAAUUAUCUCCAUUCUGCCUUCAUGGUAUGGUGCAUAGGCACACCAACUUAAUUCAGACUAUGAUCAUGUUAUUGGUAUUGUCAUGUAUAAGGGGUUGUGUGACUAAUAAUUGUGGGUUCUAGAUUUGAUUAUUGGAUUUAUUGGAUGUCUCUGUUAUGACGACACUUGAUUAUAACAGUUCCCACAUUGAACUCCUGGGUAACGAAUCUCUCACUGUAUUUCUUCUGGAUCUUGGACUGAUCUGUAGCCACUAGUCUUCUGCUACUCAGUACAACUCAUUCCUGCGAAUCAGUUACCUAUUCUUUCAUGACCUGGUGCGGACCACAGACAGAACACCUCUGUUGUUCUGCAUAUCAGUUGCCUUGGUAAUUUGUUGAUGCAGAAACAGUGUUUACCUAAGCAUCAUCUAGCAACAGAUGUCUCUGUUGUGCUUCUCUAACUACACACUUCCGGCUCUCAGGUGUCAUGUCACAGUAUUUUUAAGAGAUCGUUAUAAAACUGCAUACAUAGUUUUUAUAUGUUGUCAUGUAAAACAUUUUUAUUUCAAUACAUUAUGAUUGAGGUACAGAUUGUGUUAGUUUGUUAGCACCACUGUUUAUCGUGUGCAGUUUUAAUAUGGUUGGGAACCCUGUUCUGUUAUAAAGUUUAUGAAAAAUCUAGGGAAAAGAAACCUCAGGAAUUUCAUUAUAGAAAUUGAGACUUUAGGGCAGCAGUGAAAGUAAACUGGUUUAGGAAGACUUAAGAAAUAAAUUAAUUUGAAAUCGAUAAGUAGAAGAUGUGUAGUGUUUGAAUGUGAUUAUUCACUCUGGAACUGGUGUAUGUAUAUCCCCUCAUAAAUAUAAUCCAUGUAUCAUUUGUUCCUAAAUGAAAUGAAAGAAAUUUCUCUAUUAUGAAAGCCAAGAAGGGUAUUAAAGGCUGCAUGGUACAAUUGUCUGGACAUGCUGGACAUUGUCAGCCAUGAAAAUGGAAUUAAAUAUGUGUUUAUAUUGUGUAAGUUAAGUUCCAAGACUAGCUUAAUACAGUGGUAGUAUUUUGUGAGAGCAGUAGAAACUUUGAAUGACACAAAAAGUAGACAGGCUCAGUGUAGGUCAACUUUCAGCAAGAAGCUGAUUACCUCUGAAGAAGAUGAAAUGGAAAGUUUCUUUUUAGCUCUGCAAACAGAUACUUUCAUGUUAAACCAUAGACCUUCGUAGUAGCUCUUCACUGACAUUAAUAAUGUCAUUCUGUUUUAUUCAUGGAAAAUAGCUGUGUAGUAAUACUGUUUAUAGUGAAUUUGUUUUGUUUAUAUAAGAUGAAAGUUCCGGUGUUCUUCAUGAAAGUGGUGAGUUGUACCUUUUGAUAAUUAUUUGUAAUAAGUAAUUAGCUAUUGGUAUUAAUGUACAAUUAAACACUAAGGACUGUAAUGAAGUAUGUGUAUAUAACACUAUAUAAUAAAUGCAAUUUAAAGUUGUUUGAUGUGGAGAAUUGUAGUUUAUAGAUCUGAAAAUAUUUCCCAUUGUGUACAUUUUAUAUCAUUUUCAUCUGAUAUAUAUUGAGCCUACUUUUUGACAUUGUCACUGCAGUCCAUAAUUUGGUGCUUCAUCCUAUCCAGAUAUGGAUUAAAUGUGAAUGUGAUGUGUAACCUUUAUGUUAAUGUAUUUAGAAAAGUUAGUCAAAUAUAGAUGUAUAAAGAAAUUGCAUAAUAUUUGGACUUUCUUGUACAGACUGAUAUUGAUUCCUGACCUUACCCUAAUUCAACCACUCAUGUCACACCUGUAAAAUUGUGAGAGGUUACCACAUAAGAAGGAAGGUGAACAGAUAUUCAGAUUCUCAUAACUGUUCUUUGAAUUUCUGUGAUCUUUGCUCUGAUAUGUAUAAUUUCAUCUUUAUAAUCCCAUUAAUAUUCAUAUUUUACCAGGAUUUACCUAUGUUAGCUUGUAAGAUAUGCUAAUGUAUUCAGUGUCAAAGAAUAAAAAUGUGAGUGGACAUGAGUUUAUGUAACUUUUAGCCUGAUUUACAAACUGAACCUAUGGAGGACAAGUUUUGAAAUCAUUAAUAUUUUUAUAACAAGAAUCAAGGUUCUUCAUGAGUUUUACGCGUAUUAUUGUCGACAAAAAUGUUAUCAAGAAAGAAGUACAUUUUUCUUCCAUCUGAAUGUUUUUAUGAAUGUUGUGCUGUUUCUAUCAUUCCUUGAGGUUUAAUAAGCAUAAAAUUGUCUCUCAAAUUUUCCUUCCAAACCAGUCAUACAUGAAAUAUUAUGAGAUGACAAUAUGUAGAAUAGAAACUGACAUGACAGCAGAAGCUAGACAUCUCUGGACAUCCAUAUUUAUGCCCAUAUGCCUGCCUAGCUUUUACAUAUAGUGAUUUUUAAUUACAUUGUUCAGUUCAUGGAUUCCCAUGUGGUGCUGCAGAGCAUAUGUUGCCAAUAUUCAUGUCACUUAUUGAAGAAUAACAAAUUGUCUUCUUAUCUUUACAGAUUAGACAACUUACUGCCUAUAUCAAUGUCAAAAUCCUCUUUUCAAUGACUCCAUCUUUCUCAGAACUAUUAACAGUGGUAGUAUAACCAAACAUUUAUAGCCAAUAUGUAUUAUCUAAUUAUCUUUGCUCUUCAUUCAUCAAUUAAUUGCUGAAAAUCAGUGUUCUGUAAAGUACCUUUCUUGUACUUGCAUCAUCAUCGAACUUCUUUCUCCUGCUCUACUUCUAUAAUCAUUUUAAGUUUGGAAUUACGCCUUCCAAGAAGUAUAAUGGACUCUAUUGGCAGUGGAUGAUACAAGUUACUGAGAUGACAGAUAUUAUCCAUCUCUGAUUGUUAAUGACUGUUUUAAAAAGUUAAUAAUGUUGAAAAAUAUGUGCUCAUAUGAAAGUUGUGUAAAGAAACAGUUUUUGAAUUAUUUGUCUUUCAUAUCUUCCAUAGAUUCCACUAGCCUUACUGUUGUUCUUCCAACAUUUUUGUAAGGCAGCACCACCACAACUAGAAUUGUCUCCUCAUUUUCUGUUGGAUUCUUCAACAUCCCAGAUACAACACAUAGUAUUCCGUCAAGAGGAUGGGCAGAAGAACAGAGAACUCUUUGAGCAGAAAUAUGGACGACGAGGUGAAAAGCUUAUCGCUGCACUUGGGUCUGGACUGCCUGGUGUUCUUGACUAUCAUAUUCAGGAAAAGCAGCGACCACUAGAGCACAUCAAGAAUGAAAAAUCAACUACAGUCACCGAAGCUUUGGCAACAACAUCAAUACCUGAAAUGAAUAGCACUGAUGCAGUGUAAUAUAUGUAAACUAUUGUAAGAACCAUGUAACCUACAUAGUGCCAGCUAUGUAGAGACUCGUGUAUGGUAUGUGUUCUGGCCAUGGUUGGUACUGAGGUGUGGUUCUAAUAUUUCAGUGUACAUUGUUCAUAAUAAUACAUGAACUGCAAUUUUAAUCUUUGAACACCCUCUUCAAUUAACUGCUGGUGUGACAUAUUAUUAUGUGCAAAUGAUAUUGUGAGUCUUAUUGAAUCUUAUAUGAAUAAAGAACAUAUGAACAUUA
Cryptotermes secundus is the source of this 7396-nucleotide messenger RNA. It is a transcript of the gene Herp, whose product is annotated as homocysteine-responsive endoplasmic reticulum-resident ubiquitin-like domain member 2 protein. Gene Ontology annotation, molecular function: protein binding. Gene Ontology annotation, biological process: endoplasmic reticulum unfolded protein response. NCBI's taxonomy places the organism in Eukaryota, Metazoa, Arthropoda, Insecta, Blattodea, Kalotermitidae. The transcript has 8 exons. Bases 113 to 1357 code for a protein of 414 amino acids. The record is from RefSeq and is a predicted model, not a curated record.